Messenger RNA from Apus apus (common swift), 6315 nucleotides. Its product is annotated as carbonic anhydrase 2. The record is from RefSeq and is a predicted model, not a curated record. Lineage: Eukaryota; Metazoa; Chordata; Aves; Apodiformes; Apodidae. Gene Ontology annotation, molecular function: carbonate dehydratase activity; zinc ion binding. The transcript has 6 exons. Gene Ontology annotation, cellular component: cytoplasm. Bases 5046 to 5597 code for a protein of 183 amino acids.
UUAACAGAGAAGUUAUCUUAAAACCUUUGUGAUAGCUUUUGAACCUUUGUUUUAAUUCCUUUUAAUUUUAUUAGAUAUGCUUAGAUGUCAGUAAGCAUGCUUAGAAAAACCCUCUUCCUAAACGAUUACCCACAAAUCUUGCAUGUCAGUUUUUGUAGUACAGCCUUUGAAUUUCUUGGGCUACGUGACAACUGCUAUAUUCCAGAAUACACUUCUAAAGGCUCAGACAAUUCCCAAAGUGAAUCCCCCUUCAUAUUUCACAGUUGGUAGUUGUAAGACAUGCUGUACAGAAAGAAAAUUCACAAAUCAGCAUUGCUAUGUUUGUGGACUUUUUUUUUUUGAUUGCUGAAAUUCCAUUGUGUUCUCGUGGAUAGAAGAUGCCUUCUGUCUAGUUUCCUUGCAGUUUUUCAGAACGUUUUCUUGGAUGUGUGUGUAGAAAGUGAACAGUGAACUUCCUCUUCAGUUGUUAUCCAGUUUCUCUUCUUUAGUUCUUGCAGUUUCUUUCUUAGUUCUCAUGUCCACUGUCUUUUAAUAACAGCGAAAGGUCAAGUAUUUGUAGGCAUUAGUCUUUAAAAUUUCUAUAGCUUUAAAUAAAAGUAACAACUCAUUGCAAUAAACUGUCAUCUGAUAGAGAACUACAAAUUCAGGUUCAUCCACUCUUGUAUCCUGGGACCUGACCUUCCCCGUACGAGUGAAGCAAAUGGUGCAGUGAACAGUUAAAUUAUAAAAGCACACCCCAUUUUAGAAUUGUAUAACAAAGGACUGCCCUUCAGGGUACUUAUUUUAACAUAUUAAACACUUUAUGUUAUAGUCUUCUGUAAGGGCAAAUGUGUUCUUCCAGUCAUUUUAAAAGAUAGAAGUAAACGGUGACUUCUCAGGGCUGUAAAACCACAGGAAGUGACUUGGCUCAAGAAAGCAUGAAAAGCCCUAGAGAAGUUUUUGUAACAUAGUUACAGUGUGUUCUCUGUGUAAGUUUCCCAGGAAAACUUCAGAAUUCACCUAAAACCUGAAACUCAAAUGGAAAAUUCACACAGCAGUAGGCACUGUAUCAGUAUUUUCUGAUCAUGUGUGUAUGAUGAGCUGAUAAAAGGAAGAAGUCAAUCAGCAAUUCAUGUAUUCUGUACCAAUAAUGUUAAAAUACUGUAUUUUAGAUUUGGAACCUGACAGAAGUGAAUUACAGCUAUGGUGUAAGGCUCUAGGGACAUUAUGAAAUAUACUGAUAAUUUCUGCUUGUUGACAAGUCACUUAAUUAUUUCCUUCAUUGCUGGUGAGCUAGAGAUGAUACUGAAAUCAAAGACAGAGUCCUAUGUAAAUCUGACACUGUUGCAAAUAUUCAGUUACAAUAGAAGUUUAAAAUUAUGAAGAGACCUAGGGAAAUGAAAAUACUCUAUUGACCUUGGAACUAGCACCACUUGAGAGACUUUGUCAUUACCCAGUUCUUCCUGUAAUUGUAAACAUUAAUGAGGAAGCUUCAACUGUCUUGAUUUAUGAUUUGCUAUCAUAAUUUAUUUUGUGUAUUUGUUAUUCAGUAGUCAAUGCAUGAUCACUGCUUACUGUGAAAGUUGUGCCACUGUUGCUCUUUUCCCAUAUUCUGCCUCAGCAGGUAUACUGAGGAAGAAACACACAGGUCUGCUGUCCUUAAGGAAGAACUUUGAAUUCAAGUCACUGUUACUGGACUAUUUUUAGGCUUCCCAGCUCCAAAGAUGUAACCUUAGCUGUGCCAGAAUAAUAUUGCAUGUUAUCAGCCAUGGAUUAAAGGUCCACAAUACAGUACAGCCCAAGCACUGUACUGACCCUUCCAAAUCAGUGUAGUAUUCAGACACCUGUCAAGGUGUCACAACUACUGUUGUGCACACUUGACUAGAAGGUCAGAGGUUGUAUAAGUUGUGUAAUCUUUAAGGCAUUUCUCUAGUGAACUGGGAUCACCAGACGCUGCAAAGUCUCUGUAAGCAGGUGACUUGAGAAUAGAACUAGUAUUUCCAGGAACUGGAAGGGAAGAUAAGAGGGCCUGAGAUAAGUCCUGCAUGGUUCAGGCCUUAAUUUCUUUAAAGAGCACAAAAGUGCCCUUCAUUUGCAUAAACUUUGUUUGUGAUUUUUUUUUUUUGUUUGGUUUUUGACAUGCAACUUCUAACUAGAAUUCUGACAUGGAUUGUCUUUAAGAAUCAUGGUAACUUCCUCCCUUCUUCCAAAUUCCUCCUCUAGAGGUGCUUUUAGUGCAAAAGCAGGAUAAACUAGUCAGUUGUUAUCACUUAGGGCCACUUAGAAAAGUUUAUUUUUAAGAUGUAGUAAAAGCCAUGUGCCAGAUGUCACUAUGACUACUCUUCCCAGCUGAUAUAUUUGUUGAUUUACUUAUAUGCAUGAGGGACUGCUCCUUUCUUACAAGCAAUGCUCAUGCAAUACAUUUGUUCAUCCUCUUAGAUCUCAGCAUAGUAUGAGCACCAUAAUGAAUACACAAUUUUUGGUACAGUAAGCAGUCACUGAGAUUAAUAUUACAGGUAUUACCAUCAGAAAUUAAACCAGUUCUUAUUUUGAAGAGAGUUUUAAUGCUUCCAAGAACUCAGUUCUUACAAAGUCAUUGUCAGUUGCAAUGGUGUGAAACGUGAGGACUGAAGGCUGAUCAGGGACUCAGUACAGCACCUUAUGACUCUCCAAGAACCUCUGUUUAAGAGACUACAUGAGAAAUAAACUCCACUUGUCCCAGGGAGUGAGAGGAAAGUUAAGAACCUGAAUUAUUUUCUGUCUCUCUGAGUGCUACUCUUUCUAGAUGAAAGAGUUCAGCUGAGGUAAAUCAGAACCACUGACCUGCUGCUGAUCCACACGUCUGCAGACCUGCUGCAUUUUGGCACAUGUUUCAUUCUGGUCUAUCUCUGUGGACCAUCCUUCUUGCCUUAUCAGACUAACCUUCUAGCAGGGUCAGAGUAGGGUUUUCUUCUGAGAUACCAGUUACGUAGUUUUACUCUUGGGUGAAACCUAUUACAGAUGUUUUCUGCGAGUAUGAUCCUUACGGUCAGAUGCUUGCAUGCCAUCUUGCUCUCUUGCUUGUCAUGAUACAGCAGCAGAGGAGGAAUGUCUGAAAGAGAUAAUGUAAAGAAGGAAACAUCUCACAAAAUGAGACUCUCUGUGCUCCACAUUUCACAGGACUGACAGCUCACCCUAGCUGAACUCUUCAGUCCACCAGAUGGGGAAGCCCAUCUUUGCAUAAGAACAUCCUCUAAGAGCCUUUUUUUGUGCUAUUAAUAGUGCAUGGUGCUCAAGAUCUUUUUCUCAAGUAAUGCUAAGUCUCCUCAAGGCCUGUUUUCUAUCAUACAGAUGUCUGUGUAUACACAGAAUCUUGCAAAAAUCAACAUUAAUGUAUAGACUAUGCAUAUAUUUACAUAUGCACAUACUUAAAAUGUCACAGACACAUGCACAUCUGCUGUAGGCUGAUACAAAAUCGUGGCUUUCUUUAUACCAAAGCAAUGUAUAUGCAAGAGGGCUGUCCUCAAAGACAGAUUCUGUGACAUGUCCUGCUGCUAGGUUGUUGUUUGAUGGAAUUUUAAUUAGAACUCACUUUUCUAUAUUUGGAGCGCUGUGCAUCCAUUGUGCUGUAGUGGGCUCAUUAUUUCAGCUACUAGAAGGAGCUUUGCUGUCAGUGAUUUCCAUUUUGAGAACAUUUUCUCAUUCUGCACUGUCUCAGAGUAAAAAUCUUUAGUAUUUUUCUUACCAGACUAAUUUUUAUGAUAGGAAAAAAAUAAUUCUAACUCAUGAAAUGAUCUUGUAGUUCAGCCAUUUUGUGUCUUUGUUUGAGAGCUUUAUUGCCUUGAUGAGAUUUAUUAGUCUGCUGCACUAUAUAGAGAGAACCUCCCAUAGGAGGUAACUAAAUAACAGUAAUUCCACAGUAUUGCUGCAAAAAUUCACAAAUGUGGAUGCUGCCAUGCCCCGAAAAAAAGCUAGGAAGUGUUCAACAGUAUUUUUUACAAAGCUGUUUUGUUCCACAUAGGAAAGGUGAAUACCUGGUGACUUGCCUUUACAUAGAACAGUGAAGUUAUGUGGCCUCAGUAAAGAGCUGUCCCAGAUAGAGUUAACCUUCUUUAUCCAAGAUAUCCCACAGACAUAAAGGUAGCAGUUUGUGUGGUUAUUUGAUUUUCCAAAUUACAGCUGCUAAUACUUAGGCUCAUCUAAUUUGGAAAAUGUUAUGAGAACAUUUAAUAACAGUGCAAUAUAAUUGCUGGAUGUUACUAGUAUUACUUCUCCAGUAAGAAUAAAAGGUUGAUGGCAGUUACUAUUUCAUAAUCUAAGCAAAGUAGCUCCAAAUUUGUCUCAUUGUAACAUUUCAAGUAACUGUCAAAUAGAAAAAAAUAAAAUAAAAUUGCCUUUUCCAGCUGUUGCUUCUUGGGCUGUUGCACAUCUAUGGAGACCAGGUUACUGCUGUAGAUUGUGUUGAGUAGGAUGAACCUGUAUGAAAGCAAUGUGUUUUCCAGGUUGGUUGAUGCUCUCUUCACCUUGCAUCUGAAGCCAUGCUAUGUAACAGAAGGGAGAGCAGCUGUAUAUGUAUUUCCAGGAUGGUGUACACUAAUAUGGAUUUGAAAAGGAAGGGGGCUAAUGGUGAAAUGCUCAAACGUGAUUUGGAGUUUCCCCAUCCCUCCGAAAAGAAGGGGAUGGAAAGGUUGGAUUUCUGUUGUCAAUGUGGUGUUAAUUGAUGUUCAUGUCACACAGGACAGGGAUGUUCUUCAUAUGACUGUUGCUCUGAUUCCUGAUGAACUUUCAGGCUGCAAGAGCUGGUAGCAUUUAUUCAUGGUUUAAAAAGCUUGUGUUGGGAAAAAAUGAAGCUUUAACAUUUCUACUUUGCCUUUUAAGUUUAAUUUUAAAAUUUACUUCCUUGGAAAGGCUGAGAAGUAUUAAAAAAUAGUAACUGCUUAAUGUAAGCUAGAACAAGAAGGGCUGUUCUGUAAUUAAGCCUGCUGAAUUUGUAUUAAUUUACACUAAUCUAAUUAUUACUUUCUUUGAAUGCUCUGCUGUGAGUCAAAAUAAGCUAGUGCUGGAUUUGAGAACCACAGAAUGAGAAAAUGCUGCAGGGAGGAGCUCUGGAUGGAGUCUACAGGCUGGCACAGUUUCACAUUCACUGGGGAUCCUGUGAGGGCCAAGGGUCUGAGCACACUGUGGAUGGUGUGAAGUAUGAUGCAGAGCUCCACAUUGUUCACUGGAAUGUGAAAUAUGGUAAAUUUGCUGAAGCUGUGAAGCAUCCUGAUGGUUUGGCUGUGGUAGGCAUCUUCAUGAAGGUAGGAAAUGCCAGGCCUGAAAUACAGAAAGUUGUGGAUGCUCUGAACUCCAUUCAAACAAAGGGGAAGCAAGCUUCUUUCACAAACUUUGACCCUACUGGACUGCUUCCUGCAUGCAGAGACUAUUGGACAUACCCUGGCUCACUGACCACUCCUCCACUGCUUGAAUGUGUGGUCUGGCACGUUCUGAAGGAGCCCAUCACUGUCAGCUCCGAGCAGAUGUGCAAACUCCGUGGCCUUUGCUUCAGUGCUGAGAAUGAGCCCGUGUGCCAUAUGGUGGACAACUGGCGCCCGUGUCAGCCUUUGAAGAGCAGAGAAGUUAGAGCUUCCUUCCAGUAACCUCAGUGCUGAGCGUGUUAGAAAUUGCUGUGUUCGUGAGGAGCCCUUUUUGCUAAGCACAAAUCAAACCUUUGCCACGUGUGCCCUGGCAACAUCUUGUCUCCAGAUCCAUUCUUUCUUUCAUUCUGCAGCUAAAAUGCCAGCUAAUUAAAUGUGAAAGGCUCUUGGCCAAAUAGAAAAGGGUUCUUAAGGUGUGGGGGCUGGGGGAGGCUUGGGAGGGUGGUGGCUGUGUGCAUUUUGGUGACUAUUUCUGCGACUGACGUUUUGGUGUAACACAGUAAGUUGGUGAUAGUGAUAUAAGCCAUUUUAAGAAACCUCAUCCACAGAUGUGAUAGUUCACAUAACUAACGAUAACUUGAAGCUUUGUGAAAAGCACAGGAAUAUAGAAUCUAGAUAUGAUUUAGGAAAAACAAGUAUUUUGAGAAAGUAAAGCAAAAUGAAUAUUGAGAAUUAGACUUCUUAGAUUUUAAGAAACUGACAUGUAAAUAUUUUUGAGACUGUUUUACAUUUUUACCCAUUCUAUCAACAACCUUGAUUAUGUCUUAAUGAUAGUGUUGGAUUUUUUUAAUUAAAAAUGUCCUAAAUUAAGUAUUACCUUUAAAAGUUAUUACCAUAGUAAUAAUAAAAAAUAUCUUUUCAUUGAAAUAAUAUAUGCUCUAAUUUAAAGAGGAAAAUAAUAUUGUAUUUUAGAUAACUUCUCUAAUAAAUCUAUACUUAU